AUGUUCUCUAAAAUCGUUGCUCUGAGCGCAGUGUUGGCGGUGUCUGCAGCAGGCCUGCUGCCCGCGGCGCACUACUCUUCAGCUGAUGUCGUCUCCUCCCAGAGCAUCGUACGCCACGAUGAAGCUCACCCCGCCGCCCAUGUGGCUCACCUAGCCUCUCCUGUAGCUCACGUUGCUCAUGUUGGCGCUCCCGUGGCUUAUGCUGCACCCUCCCACUACUCUUCCGCCGCGUCUGUCUCUUCUCAGAGCAUCCUUCACCACGAACAACCUCAUGCUAAAUUGGUGGCUGCCGCCCCAGUCCACUAUGCCGCUGCCCCCGUCAACUACGCCGCCGCUCCCGUCCACUACGCCGCUGCUCCCGUCCACUAUGCUGCUCCCGUCGCCAAAGUGAUCGCCCCCGCCCAGAACGUUCUUGUCUCCGCCCACGCUGAAGAAUACGCUCACCCCAAAUACGACUUCUCUUACUCCGUGGCUGACGGACACACCGGCGACAACAAGUCCCAGCAGGAGUCCCGCGACGGUGACGCUGUGCACGGCGAGUACUCACUGGUGGAGGCUGAUGGCUCCGUGCGCCGCGUGCAGUACACCGCUGACGACCACAACGGCUUCAACGCGGUGGUCUCCAACUCCGCGCCCGCUCACCAUGUGGCCGCCCCAGUCGCGCACGCCGUGCACGCCGCCCCCGUCCUCCUCGCUCACCAUCACUAA
Molecule: messenger RNA, 708 nt
Organism: Spodoptera littoralis (African cotton leafworm)
Lineage: Eukaryota; Metazoa; Arthropoda; Insecta; Lepidoptera; Noctuidae
Source: the annotation of a GenBank genome assembly